AUGGAAGCAGCAGCAGCAGACUCGUCGCUGCCAUGGGCGGCGCAGUGCUUGGGCGCGGCCCUGUUCGCCGCCGCGCUCUGCGUGGCGGCGCUGGGCGUCGUGCUGACGCUCCUCCGGCGGUGGCCCUGGUGCAGCUGCCACGUGUGCCGGGCGUACCUGACGGGGUCGUGGGCGCAGGACUUCACCAACCUCGGCGACUGGUACGCGCACCUGCUCCGGGACUCCCCCACCGGCACCGUCCACGUCCACGUCCUCGGCUGCACCGUCACCGCCAACCCGGCCAACGUCGAGUACAUGCUGCGGACGAACUUCGACAACUUCCCCAAGGGGAAGGCCUUCGCGGCGGUGCUAGGGGACCUCCUCGGCCGCGGCAUCUUCAACGUCGACGGCCACGCCUGGCGCCACCAGCGCAAGAUGGCCAGCCUCGAGCUCGGCAGCGUCGCCGUCCGGUCCUACGCGUUCGGGAUCGUCGCGCAGGAGGUGGAGUCCCGCCUCCUGCCCGUGCUCGCGGCCGCCGCCGACGCCGGCGCUGUCGUCGACCUGCAGGACGUGUUCCGGCGCUUCGCGUUCGACACCAUCUGCAAGAUCUCCUUCGGCCUCGACCCGUGCUGCCUCGAGCUGGAGAUGCCCGUGUCGAGGCUCGCCGACGCGUUCGACGCCGCCACGCGGCUCUGCGCCAUGCGCGGCGCCGCGGCGUCGCCGCUGCUGUGGAAAGCCAAGCGCCUGCUCAACGUCGGGUCCGAGAGGGAGCUCAGGGAGGCCAUCGCGCUUGUCGACGAGCUCGCGGCCGCCAUGAUCCUGGAGCGCCGCAAGCUGGGCGUCGCCGGCAGCCACGACCUCCUGUCCCGCUUCAUGGCCUCGGCCGGCGACGACGCGCACGAGGUCGACGACAAGUACCUCCGCGACAUCGUGGUCAGCUUCCUCCUGGCCGGGCGCGACACCGUGUCGUCCGCGCUCACCACGCUCUUCAUGCUCCUGUCGAAGAACCCGGCCGUGGCUGCCGCCAUGCGCUCGGAGGCCGGCGGCGGCGACGGAGACGGGUCCACCACGCCGCCGCUCACCUACGAGCACCUGAAGCGCCUGCACUACACCCACGCGGUGCUGUACGAGAACAUGCGGCUGUUCCCGCCGGUGCAGUUCGACUCCAAGUUCUGCGCGGGCCCCGACGUGCUCCCCGACGGCACCUACGUGGCCGGCGGCACGCGCGUGACGUACCACCCCUACGCCAUGGGCAGGAUGCCGCGCAUCUGGGGCGCCGACCACGGCGCGUUCCGCCCCGACCGCUGGCUCACCGGGCCCGGCGGGACGUUCGUCCCCGAGAGCCUGUACAGGUACCCGGUGUUCCAAGCGGGCCUCCGCGUCUGCCUCGGCAAGGAGCUCGCCGUCACCGAGAUGAAAGCCGUUGCGGUGGCCGUGGUGAGGGCCUUCGACGUCGAGGUGGUUGGGGACAGUGGCGCCGCUGCCUGCGCGCCCAAGUUCGUGUCGGGGCUCACCGCCUCCAUCAGCGGCGGCCUUCCUGUGAGGAUCAGGAGAGUUGUUCGUUAA
Miscanthus lutarioriparius is the source of this 1545-nucleotide messenger RNA. Lineage: Eukaryota; Viridiplantae; Streptophyta; Magnoliopsida; Poales; Poaceae. The record is from the annotation of a GenBank genome assembly.